Drepanopeziza brunnea f. sp. 'multigermtubi' MB_m1 is the source of this 1524-nucleotide messenger RNA. The record is from RefSeq and is a predicted model, not a curated record. NCBI's taxonomy places the organism in Eukaryota, Fungi, Ascomycota, Leotiomycetes, Helotiales, Drepanopezizaceae.
AUGCCUCUUCUCUUCUCCCCUCUCUUCCUUCCGCUUCGCUCCCUCUUCAAAAAUGAAGUGAAAUUGAAUGAAACACCCGAGAUCUCACGCGCUGUGGACGCGGUCCAUUCAUCCAUCCAAAGAAGGAUAGAAGGAAGGAGCACCAAGACUCAAGUUCAAGUCCAAGAACCCGCGAGAUCUCCACCCGCCACUAGAGAGACAAAAGAAAAGGACUCGCCCACUGCGAUCACCACGCUUCUUUUGAAGGACAGACACCACCACAACCACCAGCAUAGCCCCGAAAAAACCCCCCUGCGAGCAUCAACAAAGAGAAAGAGAAGUAGUAGAAGAGAGAAACGGCCAAAAAGGCCGCCCUACUCUCAGGAGAAAGGCCCGCGCACAUUUCCAAAGAUCCCCACCCGCUCGGCGCGAUCCCUUCUACAACAUCAUGGCGACAGCGCACGCCAUCAGACCAGCUCCACCCGCCCACAUCCCGCUCAGGCUGCUCGCGGCGCCGACAAAGUUGGGCGGCAGGGGAGUCGCCGGGCUGCCGGUGUACCCGGUUGGUGUUGCUCCUCCCGUCGCAAUGUUGACAUAGACAUUCGAGGCGGUCGUGCUCGAAAUGGCGGAGGAGACGAUGGUGCUCGACGGUCUCGUGGAGACGGUCGUGCUGGCCACGUCCGGGGAGACGGAGGCGACGACUUCGGAGACGGUGAUGGUCUUAGUGAAGCGCGCGGUGGAAACGAUGGUCGCCGUCGGGGGGGCAGCCGGUCGCGUAGUGAUGAUGAUGAUGAUGAUGAUGAAGAUGAUGAUGAAGAUGAACCAAAAAUUCCCAAAGAAAAGAGACUCUGCCAACGAAGCCUGAAUCCGCGAUGGAUAUGUUUCAGCAGGUGUCCCUCUCGUCCUCCCCUCAGUGCCCUCCGUGCCCCCCAUGCCCCCCGUGCCCCCACCCCAAUGCCCCCAAUACCCCCAAAUGCCCCCAAUGCCCUCCCACCGCCCCCCACCCGCCAACGCCCGUCACACCGCAAUCUUAAAUUUAGAUUACAAAAUUUCCCACUCCAAAAGCCGAUAAGCUCGUCCAUCCCUGUGGCCGCACCCGGGGCCCGCGUGUCUCAUGGGCCCGUCGAGUGCCCGUGGAGUGCGCGGGUCCUUGCGCGAGGAAAGGUCCACGGUCCGUCCGGGAAGUGCAAUAAAAGUGUCGGACGGUGUGACGGUCGGACGGUGGAACAGUCGAACAGUCGAACAGUCGAACAGUCGGACGAUGGAAUAGAUGAUAUGCAGGGUUGUCUCGGCUGUGGCUUGGAAGAGGCAAAUCGAGAUCUGGACGCGCCAAUCGAUCUGCAGCAAGAGAAGAUGCAAGUAAACGCGAGAGAAAGAUGGAGAGAGAGAGCCGCUGGUUCGCACUCGCACGCCACUAUUGACUCGCUUGCGGUGUCUUCCCGUGCUUCCCAUGCUUCCUCUGCUUCCCAUUCCCACCAUCCCCGCGCGCAUCGUCCCCGUCCCGCCAACGAAAGGGCACGGAAGGAUGCCGACGGCGGGCAAUAG